Molecule: messenger RNA, 525 nt
Organism: Vittaforma corneae ATCC 50505
Lineage: Eukaryota; Fungi; Microsporidia; Nosematidae
Product: ribosomal protein L22
Exons: 1
Coding region: 1-525 (174 amino acids)
Biological process (GO): cytoplasmic translation
Cellular component (GO): cytosolic large ribosomal subunit; ribosome
Molecular function (GO): structural constituent of ribosome
Source: RefSeq, a predicted model, not a curated record
AUGCCACAGCGAUACAACUGCGACAUUAUAGAUCCGGCAAACACCGUAAAGGCUGCCCUCCACAAUGCUAGAGUAUCUUUCAAAAAGACCCGCGAGACCUGUUCUACACUCAGAGGAAGGACAGUAGAUGGAUGCAUUGCUUAUCUUGAGAAUGUUAUUGGCAAGAAGGAAUGUGUUCCGUUCAGAAGAUAUCGCUACGGUGUUCAUUCUACGCCACAGGCACGUGCAUUUGACGGAAAGUAUCCAUGCACCAAGGGGAGAUGGCCAAUUAAAAGCUGUGAGACAGUCAUUAAGCUUCUGAAAAACAUCAAGGAUAAUGCUGUGCAGAAGAAUCUAGAUGCAAGGGAGCUGAUCAUAAAGAUGAUAUCUGUGAAUAAAGCGCCAAUUAUCCACGGAAGAUGCUUCAGAGCGCACGGCAGAGUGAAUGCAUUUAACAAGAGCCCAUGCCAUCUUCAGGUUGUUUGUGUGAAGAGAUCUGAGAAAGUGCCGGUGGAUGCAUCUAUUGUCGAGGUAAGGGAGGAAUAA